This is a messenger RNA of Orbicella faveolata, 7514 nucleotides long. RefSeq lists its product as uncharacterized. Gene Ontology annotation, molecular function: calcium ion binding. NCBI's taxonomy places the organism in Eukaryota, Metazoa, Cnidaria, Anthozoa, Scleractinia, Merulinidae. The record is from RefSeq and is a predicted model, not a curated record.
UCCGAAGCAGUCAGUUUUUCAGCAGCUUGAAUUAGUCACUCGGCUUAAAGGAAGGGCAAAGACGGUUUUUUAUCUGGUUCAUCCUGGAGGCUAUGCUUUAGUCUUGCCUAUUAGAAUAGAGUUUUACAAAUUUGGGCUCUAAAAAUGCACAAUAUCAUUACCUGUUUAUUUCUGUUUUUGUCUCUAGUGAUAUUUUGGAAUUAUGUCUCGGCAGCAGUGGACGGCGGGUGGUCCGAAUGGUCCGGUUGGAGUGGUUGUGCACCAGGUAUUUGCGCGGGAAAUCAGCGUAUUCGAACGAGAACUUGCACCAAACCCAUACCAAGUGAAGAUGGAAAGUAUUGUGAUGAAGGAGACAGUUCGGAACAAAAGGACUGCAUGAUUGACGGCGGUUUCACAGAAUGGAGUCAGUGGUCUCUCUGCGAGAACCCGUGCGGGGGAUCUGUAGUCAACAGGACCAGGGCUUGUACUAACCCUACACCCACCCCGGACGGGAAGCCAUGCUCUGGUGACACGUUUCAAACCAAGCUGGAAUGUAUUGGGCCGUGUCCAACUGGCCCUCUUGACGGCAAUUGGGGUUCCUGGACUCCGUGGACACAGUGUUCCCAAACAUGUGGAAUAUCAGGUGGAACCAUUUUGAAAAGAACAAGAUUGUGCAAUCAACCGCCCGCAAUGAAUGGUGGGAAAAACUGUGUUGGGAACGACACAGAGACGGCGAUAUCUUGCUUCACACCUUGUCCAGUCGAUGGCGGUUUCGGUUUGUGGUCCGCGUGGACAACGUGCAGUCAGACGUGUGGGACUGGUUCCCAGUCUAGAAGCAGACCCUGUGAUAACCCGACCCCUGAUGCUGGAGGACAAAACUGCACAGGGGACUUCACUCAGGCGAAAAGCUGUAAGCUUACGUCAUGUCCUGACGCUGUCAAUGGUGGGUGGUCAGCGUACUCAUCUUGGAGCGCAUGCACAGAACCCAAAUAUUGUCUUCAAGGCUCCAAGAAACGAACAAGAACCUGCACCAGUCCUCCUCCGGCAAACGGCGGUGACGACUGCGCUGGACUGGCAGAAGAACAAAAAAUUUGUCCCACACAAGAGGACGGGUGUACUACCUACCAGCCGAACAAACCUGACAAAACUGCAACUGAUCCCAAAUCCUGGAUUGCUACCCAAUGUGGUGCAGCUGAAAAGUUCUCAGCCACUGGAGCUUAUAAAAACGACAUUCCCAGUGCGGUGUAUCAUGAUUCAAACUUUAAUUUUAUGAGAACUGAGCUGGAAAGCGGAUGGUUUGCCGUUCAAAUGGUUCCUGAUGAUAAAGAUGAUUAUGGACAAAAGCAGCUAACCAAGGUAUGCUUUGAGAUAAUCGAUCCACUGACUAUCGAUAAAGUCGUAACCAACAAGGCAACUUACUACACGAAGAUCGAUGCUUUACCAGAGUGGACCAAGCCUGCCUUAACUGAGAAUGUUCCCGCGUUUACCAUCUGGAUCGAUGAGUCACAAGCUCUCAGAAAAUACGAGUUUCAGUGUGCAAAAUCCGAUGAGUAUGUGCCGUUAACCGGAUAUGUGAUGAAGGACGUCAGGUUCUCUUACUACACCGAGGGAAAUUCGCAGACAUUUAAAGCCAAGGGGGAUUACUAUCUCACAACAGGAACUUUGUUCAAGACGGAAGUAAAGAAGGAUGUGAUUACUGGCGGAGUGUACGCCACAGGCAAUGCUGAUUCUGCUACAUUCGCAGACAUGAUGGCUUCAUUUGGUUUAGAUCCUGCCUCCUUGCCUAGCUUUCUGGUGGAUGCUCUGAAAGGAGUUGGCCUCUGGGAUUUUACCAUGCGACCUGUCCAGUUAGUGAGGAAACUAGAAAAGAAUGGCGUCUUCAGAUUCACAGCGUCAAUCGAUUUGGGAGGUGUUCCGGUGCACGUUGAGAUUUUAACGGGAAUCAGGUUUGGAAGACCGACAUUCGCUGUUGGGUUUGCCUUUGAUAGAGAAUCAUAUGGAAAACUAGCGGAAAAACUCUCUGGCAUCGGAGUUGAUUUCCUGGACAAACUUGGACUAGAGUUUGAGAUUGGAAUGUCCUUUCAUCCUCCCGAAGGCUUGGGAUUUCAACAACUUUACGUCGAUGCAGAGACCAAGUUUUCUAAAGAGCCACUUCACAGCUUUGUUUUCACUAGUGUUCCGCAAGGUAUCUUUGCCGCAGCCCAGAUAGUUCUACCGAAGGACUGCCAAGGCAACAUAUUCUGUGAAAUAAUGAAGAUGAUCGUAGGGCCAACAAUCAAGUGGUACAUUACUGGUCAGUUUGAAUGGAAAAAGAUUCGUGUCGCUACAGGUUUCGCAAAUGUUCGUAUCUAUGACGGCCUCUACUUUCACAAACUUGAGCUAUACGUCGAGGCUGACUGGAACGAUACAAAUACUCAUAUCAAGAUAGGAUUCCGUGCAGACAUCAAGGUCCCGGUGAACGGUGACAUCUAUCGUGACGGUAUCAAGGCUCCUAAUAGUGAACUGUUCUUGUUUGGUGUGUUGGAAUACGAUUUCACGGAACAGGUAGUGGGUGGCAAACUGGGUAUGCGCGGAAUUUGGCGAAGGGCGUACUUCAUACCAUUCCUUGGUAUAGGAAACAUUUUCCUUGGGUUGACGUACAAAGUCGGAGCGCCUAUACCCAUCACUGGUGUGCAGUUUGGAAUGCGAGUAGAAUUUGGAUACGACUGUCUAAUACCGGCAGACUUUAAUAACGAUGGUCAUUGUUUUGGAGGCAGUGGCUAUUUUGGUGUUGGAACACCGCAGUUCUUUUACGCCGACAUGACUGCAUUGACUCUUGGGAAGAUUAUUCGACUUCUGGGAUUCACUUUCCCACUUCCGCCUCCAAUAGCACAGACGGGCUUCCCAGAAGGCGCUGCGGGCUCAUACGCUGAAGAUGCCUUUGAUUUACGUAUCGCUGGUGGCCCCUACAUCUACAAGGGCUUCAUGAUCAAAGGAACAGUCAAUAUUCUGGGAUGGGAGAUCUACGCGCAUGUCAAGUUAUCAGAUGAGGCAAUUUUCGUGGACUUGAAGCCGGAUCCAGUUAAGAUUUUAGACAUUGCAGAGAUUGUCCGUAGCCCGACAGAGAAAGACCUGGGACCUUGGUUCUAUGUCGAUGCCAGACAGACCCCAAUCUUCAUCGAGGCGUAUAUUGAGGGGUAUACAAAUCUGCUUGGAAUCUCCACAUACUGCCGAUUGAAUCUGACAAUGACUCAAAUGGAGUUGCUAAUCCAAGGGAACUUCCUGGAACUCAUAAGGGCUGAGUUGUUUGUUUCAGCAAGUUACAGCACGACCUUCAUAGGCGCACAGUUUUACGUCAGAGUUACAGUGGACUUGAGCGGAAUAAACGACGCUUUAGACGCUGCAGCCAAGGCUGUAAAAGGUGCUUUUGAUGAGGCGCAAAAGAAGCUUGCUGAUGCAAGAGAGGCCGUCAUCAGGGAAAAGGAAAACUGUAAGAGAAAGAUGUCACUCAAAUGUGAUAACUGUAGAAAACUUAAAUGUGCUCAAGCGGAACGAAAUUGUAAAGGAUUCUUGGACAAGGCUGGCAAAUGGAUUGGAGGCGUAGUCAAUUCUGUUGGACAAUGGAUCACGGGGACUGUAAAAAAGAUCGGCAAAGCUUUGGCUCCGGUUGGCAAAGCGAUCAAGAAAUUUUUCAAGGGCUGGAGAAAGAGACGAGAACUUCAAGACAUGCGCAAUGAGAACUUUGCACUUCAUAUUCGUCGACGUCGAUUUAUCAGCAAAAUUAUAUGCGAGGGUCUUGUGGGAGGAGGGUGCGACGCUGUGGCUAGUCUUUGCGAGGGAUCGUGCAAGUUCGUUGAACAUAUCGGCAAAGGUCUGUGUAACCUACUGGAUGUUGCUGUUGGCUUUCUAAAGUUAACCGAGAUGGCCACCAACUGGGUCAGCCAGGCUAUUAACUUUGUCCUGACCCAGUUGUUUAGAGUUUACAGCAUCAAGUUCGAGUUUGGUCUGGCAGCGUACGCGAACGGAGCACACAGCAACGUCAUUUUCAACGCAGCCGUGGACCUCGUCAUAUUUGGGAAACGUCUUUACCUAGCUGUUAAUUUCAACCUGAAUGAUCCGGUUGGCAGUCUGAAGACUGGGGCAGAUACUGCAACUGAGUGGUACAAGGACAAAAUGAAUAACAAGGGUGCUACAGACACUGAGAAAAAUUACUACGACAAUCCAAAUCCCUUUGCUGACUUUGAAAUGUCAGAAAUAUUCUUGAUAGAGAAUCAGCAGUCCGCGACGGAUACCAGGCGCGGACCCUGUUUGUACGUGGACUCUAAGGAAGACGGCGCUCUUAUUAGAGUAACAGGUUGUAAUGAUACUGAUGAGAAACAGAAUUGGGCUUAUACCCUGAAAGGACAAGUUAUGAACUCGUGGUCCCAGUUGUGCAUCGAUACAAAUGGAGCUUCCAAGGGUUCAAAGCUGAUACAAACCAAAUGUGACCCGAGGCAGGAUGAUCAGAAUUUCCAGUGUGACUUGGCGGUCAGAUCCAUCAAGAGAAGGAGGGCUGACCAGUGUUGGACGGUCGGUACGACAAGCCUGAAUGGUCCUGGUUCUUUGGUUCAUCUCGGUUCCUUGAAGUGUAUUCACCCACAGGGGGGAGGGAACAAUGUAGCAGAAGGCACCAAGUUACUCAUACAUAGCGGAUGUAGUGAGAGCAGAUUAGAAUUUGUCCUGGAAAAUGGCAAUCUGAAACACACUAAGAGUGGAAAAUGUGUGCAGCCAAUAGGAGCAGCGGCAGAUGGUACAGGGCUUGGUUUAUACUCGUCAUGUGGUGGACAUCAGUUCAGUUUCACUGCUGGAGGGUCACUACAACACGUGGGAAGUAAAAAGUGUGUCAAUACGAAAUCAGAAACAAUGAUUCCAGCUGACAGUGAAGAAAUAGUGUUAAGCAGCAAGUGCGAAAAUAGUGACUCCUCUCUAAACAAGGAACAUCUCUUGUUUAGUUUUAUUCCAACCGACCCGAACGUACAUCUUGACAAGUGUACAUAUUUUGAUCAAGCAAGACUGGAUCAGCGCUUUGAGGUGUUGGAUGAAUUAGGCAUAAGUAUCUGUAGCAAGUUUGCCAGAAAUCUAGCUUUCAAGAAGACAACGGAACAGUCAAGCACUGAUCACAACGGGUUCAGCAGCCGAGCUGUGGAUGAAAAUUAUUCAAUUUUCUACAGAGACAAGACUUGCACACAUACCAAAAGAGAAACCAAACCGUGGUGGAGAGUUGAUCUCGGACAGGAGUACAUCGUUACAGAUGUGAUGAUCGUAAAUCGCUAUGAAUAUUUCGAAAGACUGACGAACUUUGACGUAAGGGUUGGUGUCAACAAAGACAACCUACGGAACCCAACGUGCCACGAUCGCGUGAGGACUGUGGGCCAGGGACAAGCUCUGAGAGUUCAGUGCGAUCCACCAAUCCCAGGGCGAUACGUGUCAGUGCAGAUGUUUGGAGAAGGAAUUCUGACCAUGUGUGAGGUGACAGUUUACUCCAGAGUCGGCGCCUUUGCAGAUCUGUGUCAGCUUGAUAAUGGUGGCUGUGAACAGGUUUGUUAUAACCUGUGUAACCUGAAAGUCAAGUGCGGCUGCUGGCCUGGUUACACUCUUACUUAUGACGCCAAGACGUGUAUGGAUAAGGACGAAUGCAAUGUGAACAAUGGCGGUUGUGAUAUUGUAAAUGGUUUGUGUAUUAACACGCCGGGUAGCUAUCAUUGCCGAUGUAAACAGGGAUACGAGCUUAAAGAGAACAGCGAACUCGUCUGUGAAGAUUACAACGAAUGUAACCUGAAUAACGCGGGAUGUGAACAGGUUUGUAACAACACUGCAGGAAGCUUCAACUGCGAUUGCAGAGCAGGAUUUAAACUUAAAGCUGACAAAAUGGGCUGUGAAGACAUCAAUGAAUGUGAUACAGACAAAGGUGGCUGUGACCAUAAAUGUACCAAUUAUGAAGGUGGAUAUUACUGUACCUGCCCGACUGGAUAUCGACUCAUGGACGACGACAGAGGAUGUGAAGAGAUUUAUUGCCCCGCGUUGGAAGCUCCAUUCCGUGGUCUGAUCACCCCAGCAACUUGCACGGAUGAACGUGCAAAUAUCAAACGUAACACUGUCUGUACAUACGGAUGUGUUGCUGGACACAAGAUCGCGGGCGGAGAUCUAUCCGUAACCUGUCAGAUCGAUGGAUUAUGGGAAGGAACUGUACCUUAUUGUAAACCGGUCGUGUGUUCAAAGCUGACUGUACCUGACAAUGGUGGAGUGGUCCCAUCAUCAUGCUCACAAACAGACGUCGAGUACGGUACACGAUGUGUCUUCUACUGCAAUGAUGGAUAUGAACUAAGCGGUCCCAGGUAUACCGGAUGUCAAAAUGACACUUCAUGGACGGAGAUCGCUCCUCUGUCUUGUGUCAGAGGUCAGUUUAGCCGUGUGCGCUGCUUACUUUUACGCCGCAAUUUCGGAACGAAUACAAUAGCACUCACAAGAAAACCUCAAAAUGUGAUGAUCGUAAAUCGCUAUGAAUAUUUCGAAAGACUGACGAACUUUGACGUAAGGGUUGGUGUCAACAAAGACAACCUACGGAACCCAACGUGCCACGAUCGCGUGAGGACUGUGGGCCAGGGACAAGCUCUGAGAGUUCAGUGCGAUCCACCAAUCCCAGGGCGAUACGUGUCAGUGCAGAUGUUUGGAGAAGGAAUUCUGACCAUGUGUGAGGUGACAGUUUACUCCAGAGUCGGCGCCUUUGCAGAUCUGUGUCAGCUUGAUAAUGGUGGCUGUGAACAGGUUUGUUAUAACCUGUGUAACCUGAAAGUCAAGUGCGGCUGCUGGCCUGGUUACACUCUUACUUAUGACGCCAAGACGUGUAUGGAUAAGGACGAAUGCAAUGUGAACAAUGGCGGUUGUGAUAUUGUAAAUGGUUUGUGUAUUAACACGCCGGGUAGCUAUCAUUGCCGAUGUAAACAGGGAUACGAGCUUAAAGAGAACAGCGAACUCGUCUGUGAAGAUUACAACGAAUGUAACCUGAAUAACGCGGGAUGUGAACAGGUUUGUAACAACACUGCAGGAAGCUUCAACUGCGAUUGCAGAGCAGGAUUUAAACUUAAAGCUGACAAAAUGGGCUGUGAAGACAUCAAUGAAUGUGAUACAGACAAAGGUGGCUGUGACCAUAAAUGUACCAAUUAUGAAGGUGGAUAUUACUGUACCUGCCCGACUGGAUAUCGACUCAUGGACGACGACAGAGGAUGUGAAGGUACACCUUCAUUUUGUCUCGGAAUCAUGUAAACCAUAGAUUCUUAUUUACGUUUCGACUUAUUCGGCCAUUCCUUCUUGAAGUCACGGUUGAUGAAACCACACGAAGCCCUCCUCUCCGGCAUCACUGACUUGGAUUUGGACUUCGGACCUGGCGAAAUAUUGUAAUGCGUGGCUCCCUAGUUUAAAUUUUAGCUUCUUCAAAAAACCAACAUGAUGCAUCCUCCUGUUAUUAUUCUAGUUAUGUUAUUACUGGUUGGAUAUUUAUAAUGCGAAGAACGUUUGUA